AUGGACUCCUCUAUCACUCCUCUACGUCACGGUGGCCUUUCCCUUGUCCAGACAACAGAUUUCUUCUAUCCCCUCGUUGACGAUCCUUACAUGAUGGGCAAGAUAGCCUGCGCCAAUGUGCUGAGUGACUUGUAUGCCAUGGGUGUGACAGACUGUGACAACAUGCUGAUGUUGCUGGCAUGCAGUAACAAGAUGUCGGACAAGGAGCGAAAUGUCAUUAUUCCAAUCAUCAUGCGUGGCUUUAAGGAUGCAGCAGAGGAAGGUGGCACACAGGUGACAGGCGGUCAGACUGUUAUCAAUCCUUGGUUGACGAUCGGAGGGGUUGCUUCAUCAGUGUGUCAGUCCAAUGAAUACAUCAUGCCAGACAAUGCAGUUGUUGGGGAUGUCCUGGUCCUGACGAAGCCUCUGGGUACACAGACUGCAGUGAAUGCCUACCAGUGGUUGGAUCAGCCAGAGAGAUGGAACCGCGUGAAGCUGGUAGUAUCAGAAGAUGAUGUGAGACGAGCUUAUCAGCGAGCAAUGUUCAGUAUGGCCCGUCUCAACAGAAUAGCUGCACGACUAAUGCACAAGUACAAUGCCCAUGGUGCUACAGACAUCACAGGAUUCGGUCUUUUGGGCCACGCCAACAACCUGGCAAAGGUUCAGAAGAAUGAAGUUGGAUUUGUAAUACACAACUUACCUGUCAUCGCCAAGAUGGCUGCCAUUAGUAAAGCCUGUGGGAACUUGUUUGGUCUGCUGCAAGGCACGUCUGCUGAAACAUCAGGUGGUCUCCUCAUCGCUCUGCCUAGAGAACAGGCAGCCGCCUUCUGCAAGGAUAUUGAAAAGCAAGAAGGCUACCAGUCCUGGAUUAUUGGCAUUGUAGAGAGAGGCACCCGCACUGCUCGAAUUAUCGACAAACCCAGAGUUAUAGAAGUCCCAGCGAAGGAUCGGGAAGGAGAACUGUGGUAG
Candidula unifasciata is the source of this 948-nucleotide messenger RNA. The record is from the annotation of a GenBank genome assembly. NCBI's taxonomy places the organism in Eukaryota, Metazoa, Mollusca, Gastropoda, Stylommatophora, Geomitridae.